Porites lobata is the source of this 12718-nucleotide messenger RNA. NCBI's taxonomy places the organism in Eukaryota, Metazoa, Cnidaria, Anthozoa, Scleractinia, Poritidae. The record is from the annotation of a GenBank genome assembly.
AUGCCAAACCAAAAUCUUUCUGAACUAGAUAAAGAAUAUGAUCUGCGAGUAACUGGAGCAUUCAAGAUCGGUCGAUCUCCGCUUUGUAACUUAACAGUAAGCGACAGUCAUGUUAGCAAAGUUCACUGUAGUUUGAAAGUCUGCAACCAGACUGAGCUUGAUUUGAGGUAAAGUUCUAUGUGUGUGUAUGUAUGUGUGUGCUGGAAUGGUGUUUUGGUUUGUUUUGUUUAUGUACAGUAAAAAAGGAUUUUAUUUUAUCGGCCUUAAUAAUCGCCGACAUUUCUGAACAACUUAUAACAAGUAAGCACGAACUGGUGUUACUUCCGGUUUACAAUUGGCACCAAGUACUAGCCAGCUCUGCGAUAAGGUUAUUUGAUUGCAGUUAUCAUGUACCAGGGUUCAAUUUUUGUCUCGUAAAACAAAUUCAAGAUGAACACGAGAAAACAGCUGACAUUUCACAAUGCCACUACAACAAUUAUGCAGAAAUUCCAUACUGAAGACGUGUCACUUCCCGGCAGUGCUUUUGAUUGGCUAAAAUUUACUUCAUCCAAUGAGAGGCACUACGCAGAUUAGGGAGGAGAUGUGUCAUCAGCAUGGAAUCUCUGUGCUCAUUUUCAGACGUCAUUUUUGCAGAGAAACCAGUGUUAGAGUCGUGACAUGUCAGAAUGAUUCUUAUCGAUAAAACUGGCAUAAAACUACUUUUGUGUAGAAGCAAUAAACAGUAAACUAAAAAUAGGGGGAAAACUUGGUUGUGUAGUACAGAUUCAUGUUUGCCAAUUGAUAUAAAUGUGAAUCUUAAUCUCUCUAAUAUUCCCAAACUGGUCCCUGAAAAGAGUUAACAAUAAUGGAAGAAUAUAUUGUAAUCAUUCUGCUGCUGCAACCUAUCAUAUUUUUGUGUUGCAAUAUUAAUUACUGCUGAUGAAUAAAUGUAGCCCACUUUACUUUUCAACAAAGAGGGUACCUCAGGUGGUGCUAUCAGAUCUCUGUAGUGUCAUCUUAUUGCCCAAUAAUCAUCUGAACUGAGGCCAGGCCUAAUCACUGCCAGUUUGAACUUAUCCUUUGAUGAAAUGAUGCUGGCUGGUUGUCAGACUAAAUUGGUGGGAAGAACAUUGUGGUUUUUCUUAGUAGCUUAUGGACAUUAAAAUAUAUAGAUUUAGCCAGGGCUAAAAGCGAAGCUCUGGUUAAUAAUACGUGUAAACAAAAAAAUUAAAUCGUGUAAUACUAAACGGAGGACAACAGUGAAAAUGGCUUCAAGACUAAUAGAUCUAAUUAGCAAAAAAACAAAUUGCACGUGCAGCACACUUUUUCUUCUAAUUAGCAAAAAACAAAUUUGCACGUGCAGCACGCUUUUUUGUCUUUCCCUUGCCGUUGUUUUGCACGACUACAACGCUGUUUUGUACGACUAAAACGUCAAACUUCCUAGUUGCACACUAUUUUUAUCCAGAAAUUGUCGUAUGUGCUUACCCAAUAUUUUGUUUCCAGUGUUCAUGUUCGCUUUUAAUUUUCACUGCUGCUCAUUUUCACCUUGCUGGGCGCUAACAUUUCUCAUUUUCUCAGCGCCGCUUUGAAUUAUCAUGUUUUUCUUCCUUCGAAUUUUUAAUAAUAGCUCUGGCUGUUAUGUAGUGUACAUAAAAAAUAACGCCGAAAAAAGACACGACUUUUUCUCUCUAAAAGUCUGGGCGGCCAUGUGAUUUCCUUCCAAAUAAAACCUUGAGUUGCAUUUGGGUUCCCAUACCUGUUGAUUGAGUUAUUUUACAUUGGGGACGGGUCACGUGAUUACCAAAUUUUCUGGGAUGGGUAGACAAAGUCAUUAAAUAAAGCUAUGCUAACUGUCAGUAUAAUUUACUUGAGACUUUACUAAGGUUCCAGUUCCACUUCAAACCUCAUGCUCUUUCUAAUUUUUAUUAAAAUGUGAAUAGUUUUAUUUUUUUGGCAGUGUUUGUCCAAAAGUGAAAGUCUUUAUUACAGACCACAGCUCAAAUGGGACCUGGAUUGUCUCUGAAACUAGCAAUGCAAAAACAAGACUACAGAAGGAAAUGCCCACUCAACUGAACGAAGGAGACCUUAUUUUGCUGACUCGUUCCACUGAUACAAACCAUGAUGUCAUUGCCUAUAAGUAUAAUCAGUCUCCAUUCCCACGAGUUAUGAAAAGCAUUUACAGACCAGCAGAAUACUUAAUUCAAGGAACUGAGGAUUUGCAUCAAAGUAAGAAAAUAGACGUUGUAAUCUGUGAGGAAACAGAAAAACCUAUUGCCAGUGUAAAAGAGGAUCAUAGUGAGUCAGAAGCUGUGGUUUUAAACAAGACUCUGACUGAAGGGUGUUUGCGUAAUGAUGAACCUUUGACCAAGAAUUGUAUUGAAUGUGGCGAUCUCAAACAUACAGGCAAAGGCAUCGAGAUUCAUACACAGAACUUUGGAGGUUUAAACAAUAAUGGAAAUGUAGGCAACACAACUACUACUUAUAAACCAGCCCAUUUAGAUCAAAAUGUUUCAAGUCUAAAACAAGACGACAAAAAGUCUCCCAAUUUAAAAAGGAAAAGCGAAUCUGGUGAUGACUUUGUUUUGACGAGGAAGGUGAGGUUUAAGGAGCAAAUGGAAGAGCAUUUUGAGCAACCAGAAUCUUACAUUGGAAGCCCUUUUAAAAAUGGAGAAAAGGGCAUUGAAAACUUUAAUAUCCAAGCAGAGUUCAAAUCUAGUAAAUAUUAUACUUGCUCCGAUGGAAUUGGCAAAAGGAGUUCUUCUCCAUUUACGAACACUACAUGUACUUCUACCCAUGAUAAUAUAAUACAAAAAAAUCGUGGUAAAGGUGAAGUCAAACCCUGUACUAACUAUUCAGUGGCAAAGAAACCAUUAAGCCCCUGUAAUCCGUUGUCUUACGAGAGCCCGUCAGAGUUGUCAAAAUUUAUGGAAGUUACAGAGAAACAUGAUUCUUCGUGUAUGAAUGUUGAACAUCGUAGCAAUGCAAGUGGUUCCGAAGGAUUAGCAGAUGACAUUAAAAGUGGAGACAAUUGCAUGGAAAACCUUGAAAACCAUGUGGAAGACAUAAUUACUGGCCAUAGAGAUAGUUAUAUUGGCUUCGAUAUUAUUGGCAAAGGGAGUACCACUCCGCUGACAUCCUCUCAACAAAACUCUUAUACCAGUGAUAACGGAAUACAGAAAAUAUGUGCUAAAGAUGAAGUCAAACCCUGUGCCACCACUUCAUUGGCAAUGAAAGCGACAAGCCAGUGUGACCAGUUACCUUCUGAAAGCCCAUCAGAGUCAGGAAAAGAGAAACACAAUUCUCCGUUUGCAGAUGGCAUUCCCAUCUUGUUGCCAGCGUCCUCUUCCACUCAGCCCCCUGGGAACGAGGUUGAUGACAUUCUAUAUGGUAAUUGCGUUCAGUGUGGUAAGCCGAUACCACAAGUUACCAUUUCCUUGCAUGAAACAGUUUGUGAAGGCCUCAGUCAGGAGGCUAAAAGUCAAGAUCAUGUGUCAUUAUCAUCGCUUCAACUUGAAAGUUGUUUGCCUGGAGAUCAUGUGAGGAUUUGCGAUGCUGGAAACGCUGAGAGAAAGGAAGACAGUGGUGUUCAAGACGACAUUGAAUGCGUUGAGGAAAACGAGCAGCUGAAUGAGACAAAUGGGCAAACAGAUAACAAAAGUGAUAAUCCUGACGAAAAAGUGAGUGAAGUAAGCGAGGAGAGCGGUAGUGAAACUUAUAGAUCUUUUCCACGUACAUGUGAGUCUAAAGAGGAUUUAGGUAAUUGUGUUUGGUCUAAGAUCAACGACAAACGCGCUGAUACAAGCUGCACAUCCGGAAACAUCGAAGGAAAUAUCGAAGAAACAUUUUCAGGCUCAACAGAGCAGAAUGAGCAAAACAGGUCCCUUGAAAGCGGCCCUGUAUUAGUCUCACUUGAUCGAAGUCAACCCACACUUGAGAAAGAAGAAUCCAAAGAAAGAUGCACGUUCUGCUCAGGUUUAUUUCCUGUACCGGAACUCGUUAUCCACGUUUCAACUUGCUCUAAGACUAGCGGCAUGGCAAGUACCGAUUCAGAGGACCCAGACAGUGUGAAAGAAGCCUGUCCUUAUUGUGCAAAUUACCUUGAUGUUUUAGCUCUUGUAGAACAUGUUGACCAAUGUAAGCACCUGUCAAUGAUAAAGGCUGUUGAAAUAUCGCGGGAAGAUUGCUCCCAAUCUUCUCUCUCUGACCCGGGCUCUGACUGUUCGUCCAGAAGCGAGGACGAUUCUCCGAUGGAAGAUAAAGAGCUCUGUCCAAAAUGCCAGGGAGAGUUUUGCUUGUUAGAACUAUUAAGCCAUGCUGAUAAAUGUCUAGGGGAAGUGCGCAAAUCUGGUUCUGGCUCAGAAUCUCUGCGAACAGAUAUUCGGGAACAUAUUAAUAGUGACGAUGUUCUUGAUCGUAAAAGAGAAAGUGAGAAAGGUGUCGAGAAAGAUUGUCCGUAUCGUGAGGGCAAAAGUAUUGAAAACCAUAGGUCGAUUGAAGAAGAAUGUGAUAAGAAAAACAGCAAAAGGUUUGUAAUCACCAGACCAGAUAAUGAAUAUAUCGAUGAAGACGGUUCCAAGCUUAGUAGAGGGGGAGAUGAUGAAGAUAGAGCUUAUAGUUAUGAAGUUAGACUCGUAAAAGAGGAUGAUGACAUCACACAUGGUGAUGAUGUCGGUGUUCAUAUCGAUGACGAAAACAACACCGGCAGAGAUGGUAAGGAUAAUACUGAAGAUGGAGAUGAUACUGAUGACUUCGCUCGCGGUCACCAUGACGUCCGUCUCGGUGACGACGAAAGCAGUGCCUACAUAGACGACGAAUUUGUUUCCUCUGAGGAUCCUUCGGGUGAUGGUGAACAUCUCCUUGCAAUGGAAACCAGCGAAGAUGACGCUGAUCUUGACCAAUUUGAAAUCUGCCCGAAGUGUCGUAAGCUAUUUCAUCUGUCUUUGUUGGUCGAACAUGCAGCUAAAUGUAGCGUAGUUUCACUAGACUUGCAAACAACCGGGGAAACAAAGACAGAAUUUUCUAACUCAACCACCCCAUCUGAGUCCUCUACAGCAGCUCCCAUUGUUUUCAGUGACUGCAGCGUCUGUGGAGUACGGUUGCCCGUACACAUGAUGGGUAUUCAUUAUCCCAGGUGUAAGAAGCGGCGUGCUUCAAAUAAGGGGAGUGAAUGCUCCAGCCAGUCUUCUGAAAGUGACCCUGCAGAUUUUACGGGGCAGACUGGUGUCCGCAUAGACAAUCUAACCAGCAGAGUAACGGUCGAGGAUGAAAAGGAUGAGGCACACCCAGGAUGUAAAUCCGGAGAGUGGCCAUCAUCAUUUGUGACUAAAGUGAUUAGCUCUACUGGUAGUAGCGAGAGAGAGGCAGGUAGAGUAGAAGGAAUUAGCUUAAAAAGAACAUUUUCCUCGCUGGAUUCAUAUCACAACUGCGAAGAACAGUGCAUCUACUGCUUUAAAAUGUUUGCUGUGAACGUUCUUGUAGAACAUGUCGAAGCCUGUGCAACGCUCAAUAAGGUAAGAUAUUUUUAUUUCCCUGAAAUAAUUCUUAGUUAAUAUCUAAAACAUGCCAGUGGAUAGUGCUUGUUGUGGCCAUUAGAGUAUCAGACUUGUAAUUCGGAGGUCCAAGUAGUACGUAUCGCUGACCGCGAGAUCACUGAGUGGAGGUCUUUCUUGUCAGUUGUUAUUGCAAGUUCAGCGUCUUCGCCAUUUGUGUAAAUAGCCUAUCGGUUUGCCUCCUCCUGUAGGUAUAGCCGUUAAUCUUCAGGCGUUGCUCUGGAUUUAGCAGGAUAAUUUUUACCGAAAUUUUUUGAGAGACAGCGUGGCCUAGUAGUCGGCGCAUCGGACUCCCAAUCCGUCUGUAUCGUGUUCGAGUUCUGUCCCCCGAAUUCAAAUAUUCGGUCACGCGUGUAAAUAGCCAACUUUUUGCCUCCUGCCAGUUGGGGAUUUUCAUCCUUUUAUGUUCGAUUUGGAUUAUUUGUUUAUAAUUAUUUGAGAAGGGUGCCUUUAAGUUACCUUUGAUGCUAAGUGCACUUUCGCUAUAAAUAAAUCUUUACGUACCUAAAUUUUACCUUUUGUCAAAUAUAGGCAUACCGAAGUUGGCUAUUGGCUUACUACCAGCAGCAAAAGGUUAAAACGUCGUGAUUCUCGGCUAAAUGAACGGACGAAGUCGCGAGAAAAUACCAUUACCGUAUUUUCUUUUCUAUAUACUAUAUUCCGAAAAAAAUAUAGAACAUACAUGGUGAGAAAAAAAUUCGGUUUUUAGGAAACAGCUUUCUCUUUAAUACAAUUAACAGUCAAGUAUCGAACUUUUGCAGGCUUCAUCCACAGAGGAACUGGAGCAGUGUUGUUAUUGUCUACAGACGUUUCCGUUAAGCGAGCUUAUCAACCAUGCACAGAACUGUGAUCAAAAAGCAAUCUCUGGCAGCCAGGUUUGAUGCAGUGUCUUAUUGUUAGAUUUUAUUAUUUGAAAGUGAUUUGUUUUGAUUUUUACCUUUCGUUAAUAAAAAAAGAAUGCACAAAUGUGCAGCAGAAAUAUCAGAUAUACUUAAUAUAAAGUGAUACUCAGUAGUUAGUAAAGAGCAUUAACCCAGAGCAAGCACCUCCCAACUAGGCCUAUGUCACGACGUUUUCACGGACCUGUCUAUUUUUAGAUACACUUUAGGGCGCUUUUUCCUGAGUCCAUGAGCGCAUUUGAAGUAUGAGAUAUCAAAAAAGAAAACUAAACGUCAUUCAAAAGUCACAAAUACCAUUUCGAGGACUGUAGUUUUUGGUGACUGAUUUGUGGGACUUAACAGAUAUUCUAAAUUCGCGCAAAAAUAGUUCUAAAAAUAAACUGGUCAGUGAAGACGCUGUGACACGGGUACAUGGAAGCUGCUCACUUCUGGUUAUGAGCUCCUACUGAAUUUCAAAGCCAUACUGUCUCUUACAGGAGAAUUCACGAGAUGGAGUCUCAUCUGGCAGCCAGUCAUCGAGCACAGAAUUACUUGAGAGAUGUAUGUAUUGUUUCAAAGACUUUCCAGUCAGCAAGCUGAUCCGCCACGCACAGAAAUGCGAUGGUGACAUGUCAGGACCUAGAGAGAGGUUUCAUGGUUUCUUGCCCUCUAUCCAUGAUGUAAGUGAAAAGUCAAAAAAAUAGAUGUGGUUAUAAUUUGCGUAAGGUAUCAAUCGCUUUGUAAAGUAAUCCGGAAUUCUUCGCUUUGGAAUGCGGAAUUCAGCUAAAGGAAUCCGGAAUCCCACUAACGAUUGCAAUCCGGAAUCCAGGUUCCACUACCAAAGAAUCCGGAAUCCAGAGAGUGGAAUCCAGAAUCCAAGUUCCACUUGCAAGGAAUCCGGAAUCCAGAGAGUGGAAUCCAGAAUCCAAGACUCUCUUGGUUUUCCUUACAUGGGGUGAUAUCAAUUUUUGUCACUGUACAUUAAGGGAAGGUGUUGGCAAGAUUCAUUGCUUCUUGGAAAUCCAGUCGAUAUCAACGCAAGUCCCAUAACACUGAUCGACCUGGCCUUUCUUAAUCUUAUUAUUUGUGUGGACUAUGGGGUCCUCUUGUUUUUCAAUAUGGUGGCCGAAGGGGAGAAACGGCAUAUUGGAAAACGUUGAGACCUGGGGUCGAAUUUGUGAAUAUGUAGUCAUGGUUUUUUUUGGUAAAUAACACAGAUCUUUACUCACGUAUUGUUUUGUUUCGAUUCAGUUACUUCACAGCAUAAAAACAAACUCUCCCUGGGAUGGACUUUUAUCCCUUAUAAAGGGAAAAGUAGUGAUAUCCAGUCAAUUCAUCUAAAUUUUUGCUUAACCCGGCUCCCGCCUUGAGGAAUUGAAAUAAAACAAAUUCUUUCCUUUCCUAUCUUAAUCUAAGCAGUCUUUACCUAGUUUUUCUUGUUUAGUUUUGUUCUUUAUGGGGUUUAUAAAUGACCAUUGAUAUUGUUUUCAGUUGAGUGCUAUUUCAUCAGUCGCCAUAUUAAAUGACACUCAACGAGCCGCUUUACAGUACGUCAUCACCCGCUCAGCUACAGAAUCCAAGAAAGUUUCCUCUGGUUUACUUACACGUGUUCAACGCCUGGGUUACAGUGAGAACGACUUAAAAAGGUUUGUGUACAGCUAAAUGUAUAAGUGUUUUCCAAGUCUGAAAUUAAAAAUUAAAGAAGGUCGUUGUCCAUUAGGGACCAAAUGAAAUGUCUCAGUAAGAAUUUCGAAAAAAGAGCAAAUGGUAAUGAAAUACUCUGGGAAAAGUUUUAAAAUAUCUGAACACCCUUCAAUUCCAAACAACCAAACCAUUCAAUCGUACGGACAGUUGUGGAAAGAAAGUUUUUAAAAGUUUGGUUUGCCUCGAGGUUAUUCCGGUUUUCUCCAAUAAAUCAGGAUAGCCAAUAGAAGUUGUGGAAUUGGAAGUAAUAUUCUCCAGUGGAUCAAGUCCAAUAUCUCUGUACUUGAUAAUGUUAUGUUUAGGCUAGGACAGCCAGUUUAUCCCAGUUUAUCAGGAGGUAGACCAGCCAGGUUCUCUCAUCAAGGAAAGCAAAUAGUGAUAACGUUGCCCCCUUGAUUAACUGAUGCUUUUACUGAGAUGUUGUUCGUGAGACGUAAAUCGUCUCGAUUGUUCCUUGGUUUGCCGUUAUUACCGUUUCCCUCCUAAUUAACACGCUUGGAGAAAGUCUUUUCAUCCCUUUUGGAUUUGGGGCUUAGAAAGGCUGGAGUCUUAUUUCAUGAUAAUUUUUCUUUAUUCAUGUUAAGUGGGAGAAUGUAAUCUCGUACCCAGAUCUCCCGCGGAGUGAGAUCUGGGUACGAGAUUAAGGAGAAUCUGGACAUGGUUGCCGAAGAACGUUAACAACGGACAUGGGCUCUUGCACUAAAUUUUUGUUUAUUGUUUAUUGUCUUUUACUCAGGACCUUACAAUGGGUGCGCAGUGCCGCUCCUAUCAUCAUCCACAUCAACCUUGACAAAGUUUUGCAUUUUCUAGUUAAAGACACGCAUUAUCGCAACCAGUUUGAGACUGGAACAAGCGGUGGUUCCACUGAUCUUAAAGCUAGAAAAUCUUGGGAGGUGAGAACUGAAACCAUGAAAAACGUAAAACUAUGCAUACAAUAGGCGGCCUGUUGCUGAAAAAGUCGUUAGGUCAUACAUUAGAGAGCUUUAGAUUCGAGGACGAGGACGACAUUUAAUGCUAAGUUUUCUUGUCUAUUUUUUCUAAAAAUAGACAGCCCGCAAAGCUUCAUUGUACUUUUUUUCACCAUAAAAGUUGGCACGCUUAUUUCCAUUGAAAGAGGCAAAACCCUCUCCCGACAGCUAAAUGAUAAUAUUUCUAACAUUUGAUAACUUGUUUUUGCCACUACGACUUUCUCGCUAAAACUCGUAGUAGACUGACGACCGCUACCAAAUUUUCCCGCCAAAAUGACGUUGGUUUGCGCGCACGCUACUUAGAAUUGGGAAAAACUCGGUGCUGUUACAGCUGAAAUAUCGACCAUCUCUUUUCCUCGACCGAUCAUACAAAAUCAGACCAUAAGUUUGUGAUUCGUGGCUGCAACCAUAUUCCGUCCUCGCAACAGCUUUUUGGGAACGUAACGCAAACGAAACUUUUGCUGUCCUUUAUCCUAAUGGCAAUCGCUGCAGCACGUGACGUGCACGGAGCUUUUUGAUAAACAUGCAACGAAGAAAAGGACAAAACAUAAGUAAGCAACGUGAAUAACCGGGUCAUAAACGCGGCCCGGUUUUAGCCCAUUUUGUGAGCGUCGGUCUGUCAAGAGGGAGGUUGCGGGUUGAAAAAAGUUAGCAAGAUCAUGCUGGUUAUAAUCUAAGAUUUUUGUUUCCAAGUUCUGAUGAUCGGGUCAUGAGGCUGUGAUCCUUCCAAAUCAAUUAGAAGGGGACACAAAAAGUCUCGCACUGCUGUACGAAAAGAGUAGGGGACGCAAACCCCGAGGGUUUUCUCUUGUAGGGGGAAGGGGAGGGGCGGUAACGGGCCCGCAGUAAUUGGCGUCACACGGUUGCGGUUACCCUGCCCUGUUACUAUUGUAUGAUUAUGGUCAUAAAAGUAUUUUUUUUAUUUAUUACAUCUUAUUAUUUUUCACUGAUUAUCUUAACCUCUCCAUUUCUCCUUAGGAUCGAAUAUUUAACAAUCAUUACAAGCGUAGCAGCCCCUUGGAACGUGUCAAAUAUGGCGUGCUAAACAUAGGUACCAACGUGCGUGCUCCUUUUAACUCACUGACGGAAAUCCAUGCUAGUGUUAUUUUAAUAUGUCAGUUCUCAUUUUUCUUCUUACACCCUUUUCUUUUCCCCUUCUAUCACACACGUUAAAACGAUUGACAGCAGCAAUAAAUUUCCAAGGAGGAUACCUCUUAUUUUGCGCCGUCUUGCUUUUUUUUCAUUGACUUUCAGUUUUUCGUUGUUUAUGUUCAGUUUGCAACUGGUUUACUCGCCUUGUCGUUCCAGGCCUAAAGGAAAGGAAUAGCAUCAUUUUCAAAAAUUGUUCUUUUAAAACUCUUCUUUGUUACUCAUGAAAGUUUAACUGUCUAGUCGAAUCGAUGUAGCUUUGACUUUACUGUAACACAUACAGCGCCGAGGGAGGUAAUUAGACGUUGAAUCGACUGAGCCGUCAUGAUCAUUCCUCACAGUUUACAUACUGCUAUAUUUUUACUGAACUUGCGUCUUUACUAUCUUGUUUUUUUUUUCUAGUUGGUGAUCCCCUUGGUGUACGAAGCUGUAUUAAUUACGGCGAUUCCUUUCUUCAGGUAAGUCGAAUUUUCAAUUUCACUUUUCAUAGUUUAAAUUACGCCGCGGAUAUGUUUUAUUCUACCAAGUUUGACUGAUCGUGAGUCAAAUCGAACUGUCAAUCUUUCUUAGCUACUACUUUUUCCCUUAUUUUCAGCUAAAGAAAGUUCGUCUUCGUACAACGUUCGCCUCAAUGGAUACUUCAGGAAGUGGAGUAAAGUUAUCGUGCUGUGAACAUUAUGAAAAUGUCAUGUACGCGUACAGCGACCCCGAGAUUACCGCGGUACAACAAAUAAUAACAUUUAUAAUAACAAUGGCACAAUUUUGGAGGUGUGACGAUGGUGAUAAUGGGAUUGAAGAGUCAGUUUAUUAGUAAUGGUAACAGGACUGAGUGGAGUCCAAUUCGGUCUGUAAUCAUACGAGUGAUUAACAAAAUCGGACGACCGGGUAGCGGGAGUCCGAUUUGUUUAAUCACGACUAUGAUUACAGACCGAAUUGGACGACAUGAAGUUCUGUUACCAAUUAAUCAUAACUUUAACAAAAUUUGCGAUAUAUAGGGCUCUUUUUAAUUAAAUCAAAACACAAGAAAUUCCAAGAUUUUUUCGCUAGCAAUGAAAAAAAAAAGCCAUUUAAGCGCGCGCGUGAUGGCGCGUACUGUCCAAUUAUUUAGGCAUGACGCGUACUGUCCUAUUAAGGCUGAAAUCAGGGCAGUUGAGAACCAAUCAGAUUUCAGAAUUUUGUUAUAGUUAUGAUUAUGGGAUAAACAACACGAGAGUCACAUAUGCAGAAAGAGUGCAUGGAGGUUAGGAAAAAUCUCAAGUUUGGUGUCGAUCGGGCCAAUAUUGAACAAGAUACAAGUAUUUAAAAACUUGAAAAUUUAUGAGAAAUGUAUGUGUACACGCACCCUCCCCCCUGCCCGCCGACCAAAAAAACGGAGCUGCUUUUCCCAGGUUUUUCUUUUGUCGAGGGUUCGAGAGUAGGUUGCUGCUAUACUUAGGCCAUGGAUUGCCGGACACAUGCACCUUCCGGACGUCUACACAUUUGUUACAUGUAGUAAAUUUUGAAGGUUUUGAAUGGCUGUAUCUCGUUCAAUAUUGGCCCGAUAAACACCAACCUUGAGAAUGUUGCUAAUUUCAAUGUGGUCUUUCUGACUACAUGGGUCCUGUGUUGUUUAUCCCAUUAACCUCACGAUGCAAAAGUAUUCCUUAUAGAGGCUCUUGACCAGUGUUUGUUUUCAUCCGUUUUGAGUGUCAUUCCUUGUUUCUAAAUCAAGCCUCUCUCUUUCUACUUUUUUAGAUCAUUGAUGUUGCCACGGGAAAGGUUCCUUUUCAUCGAUCAGAUUGCAUCUCGCAUUACAAAGAGGUAAGACAUUAAGGAAGUAAACUUGCGUCGAACUCCACCCCACCCCGCUCCCUCGACCAGAUUCUUUGGGUUAUUGCUAAUCAGAGACGCAUCCCAGAUUCGUAGUACUGAGAUCUAUAUAGUUUUCUAAAAGGCAAUGGCAUCAGGAAGCGAGAUGAUAAACAGUGACGAGCUUAUCAACAAAAUCGCCCUUAUUUGGUUCUCCACAGUCUCCCGAAAUACUCUAUUCCCGCAUUCAAUUUUCGUUCUCGACAACGGACAGGCCGGGCCAAGUACCAAAUGCGUUUGGAUAUAUAUAUAGUAACAUUAAAAAUUAUGUAACUUGACCUCAGGUUCAGAUCCAUGGACCCGUGAGCCUAUCAGAAAAUGUCGAAUGUAUUGUAGUGAACGCUCGCCACCAAGCAGACACGCGGAUAGGGAGCCUCCUGGACCUCUUUGUGGAGCAAAACAAAUGUAACCUUAUUUGGAUGGACCCUGAUGACCUCACUGGGGUAGCACCUACUCCACAUGGUGCCUUUGGACAUCAUUUGAGCGCUGGAUCACUCUCCGGUUCUCUUGGAAGGAGAAGAUCUUUAGGACGCACAACAACUCGUAAACGGCGGAAGCGAUGACGUCUGGGCCUUAACCUGGGCCGUACAAAAUUAGACUAAAUUUCUGCGAGACUCUGAUUUUCAGAAAGACAGGUUGCCAC